AAUACCACUAAUUCACAUUCAGACACCGAAACGGUUGUUAAAUAAAGAAAAAAAAUAGUAGUAAAGUUGGUUGAACAGCACAACAAAUUUCGUAAACAAGAAUUAGUCUUGCCACCUUAAAAAGGUGGUGGUGGUACCCAACAAACAAAGUCUUUCUUCUUCUCAAAGAUCCCAACACAACACGAACACAGUUCAAACUGAAAAUCCUUCCUGUCUGGACAAAUCGCAUGAAGAAAACCCCACCCCCAUGGGUAAUUGAACAGAGAAUUCUUCCGAAUUAAGGCUUCAUAUUUGGCAUGUUGGGAAAAAGUUGAUCGGUUUAUCUUCCUUGGGGCUUUACAUUACAGGGUCUGGUGGGUGAUAAAUAAACUAAUGCUAGGAACAUGGGAAAGAGAGGGAGUUGGUUUUCUGCAAUCAAGAGGUUUUGUACAUCAUCAAACUCCAAACAGAAGAAGCCAGUGAAUGAGGCUGAGAAGAAAAGUUUGAAGAAACAUGGAGGUGGGAACAGAUCAUUCAUUCCCCUUUUCAGAGAGCCAAGCAGUAUUGAGAAAAUCUUGGGGGAAGUUGACCAACAGAAUUUAUUUAUGGCUCAUCCUCAUCCUCCUACUCUUUCCCAGCAAUCAUCAGAAACACAACAACCUGGAAGGCCUCAAUCUCCUCCUCCUCCUCCAAGCCCAAGGGCCACCUCUCCUCCUCCUCCUCCUCCUCCUCCUCCUCCUCCUAGAGUUGCUCAUCAACAAACAAAAAUUAUUAGCGACAGACCAGAACCAACUCUACAACAACGCCACCUUUCUGCAACAAGGAUCCAGGCUGCUUAUAGAGGUUACAUGGAAAGGAGAAAGCUUAGAGGUUUGACAGGUCUUGUGAGGCUUCAGGGAGUGGUAAGAGGUCAACACGUGAAGCGACAGACAGUCAAUGCCAUGAAACAGAUGCAGCUCUUGGUUAGGCUUCAAACGCAGAUUCAGUCACGUAGAAUGCAAACAAUAGAAAAUCAAGCACUCAAAUGCCAAGCACAGAAGACCUCAGCUUCAGCCUCAGCCUCAGGGGUUGGCAAGAACCAAUUGGAGAUAGGUGAUGAAGAUUGGGAUGCUAGCUUGAUUACAAAAGAGGAAAGAGAAGCAAGGUUGCACAGAAAAGUGGAGGCAUUGAAUAAGCGAGAAAGAGCCAUGGCAUAUGCAUACUCCCACCAGGUAGAGUUGUGGAAAGCUGCACCAAAAUCAGCACAAAACACUCUAAUGGGAUACCCAUGGUGGUGGAACUGGUUAGAGCGUCAACUGCCUUUGAAUAGCCAAUCUGCUGUGGAGAAUCAUCAACUGACCACACCAAGUCCUCAGUCAAGCCUUGGGCGGCAGAAGCAAGCGAUUAGACCAUCAUCAUCAUCACCAUCGAGAAGGUCCAUGGCUCCUUCAAGAACAAGACAACAGAUGACUCCUCCAUCAUCAAGAAUGAUGAAAUUUUCCAAACCAAGAGCAACAGGAGGUUCUCCUUAUCCAGUGAAGGAUGAUGAUAGCUUGAUGAGCUGCCCCCCAUUUUCAGUCCCAAACUACAUGAGUCCUACACUCUCAGCCAAAGCUAAAGCAAGACCAACAAGUAAUCCUAAAGAUAGGAUGCCUGGCACUCCGGGCAGCACCUCCAUGUCCGUCUCAUCUCAAAGGAGGUUUUCUUUCCCUGUAACUCCAAGCACCCGAGGAGGAUCCCGUAAGUCUCCAGGCUCUGUAGGGGAUUUCAGUGUGGAUUCUUCAUUUUCCAUCGGGAGGAAGCCAUUUAACAGAUUUGUGUGAUUUUUACUUUUUUAUCAUUUCAUUUCUUGUGUUUUUUUAUAUAAUAUAUGUUGUUACUUUUAACACGGGUGUAUGUAUGUAUGUAUGUAUUGAUGUGUGGUAAUAAAAAGACACUUCAGUUUGGAACA
This is a messenger RNA of Lactuca sativa (garden lettuce), 1909 nucleotides long. RefSeq names its product protein IQ-DOMAIN 13. The record is from RefSeq and is a predicted model, not a curated record. NCBI's taxonomy places the organism in Eukaryota, Viridiplantae, Streptophyta, Magnoliopsida, Asterales, Asteraceae. Gene Ontology annotation, molecular function: protein binding.